GCGCUUGCGCUGUCCGCACGCCGUCAGCGGCGGGGGCGGGGCGUUGCCCGUUCGGCGUCCAGGUUCCCUUGGAGACGGAGCCGGCCAGGGUGGCGGCGGCCGGGCAACGACGACAGCGGAGCCGCUGGGGAAGCCAAGAUGCCGUCGAAAGGAAAGGACAAAAAGAAAGGCAAGAGCAAAGGCAAAGACACCAAAUUGAAAAACUGAAACAGCAAUUAAAUGAAACAAAGGAAAAAGCCCAAGAGGAGAAGGAUAAAUUGGAACAAAAGUAUACCAGGCAAAUCAAUGAACUAGAGGGACAGUUCCAUCAAAAAGCCAUAGAAAUUGGCAUGAUUCACACAGAGCUGAAAGCAGUAAGACAAUUCCAGAGGAGAAAAAUCCAAGUGGAGAGAGAGUUAGAUGAUCUGAAGGAGAAUUUAAGAAACACAGAGCGGAUGCAUCAGGAGACUCUUAGAAGACUGGAAAGCAGAUUUUUUGAAGAAAAGCACCGACUAGAACAAGAGGCUGAAAAGAAGAUAAUAAUGCUGGCAGAGAGAGCCCACCAUGAGGCUGUUGUGCAAUUGAACGAUGCUGGAAGAAAUGUUUUUAAAGAGAAUGUUUAUCUCCAGAAAGCCCUGGCAUAUCACCUGAAGGAAGCUGACGCUCUACAAAAAAACUCCCAGAAGUUGCAAGAGAGUCAUACUUUACUUUUACAUCAAAAGAGUUGGUCCCUGAGUCACUUAGGAAUACAUUUAGCUGUGAGUAACAGUGCUGACAUCAGUGGCAUCACCACACAAGGGUUUAUUCUUUCACCUAAAGGAGUCCUGGAGGAGAUCAAUGAUCUGUUGAUUAAGGAAAAGAUUAUGCAACUUGUCCAGCAGAGAUCACAAAUCCAAACCCUUCAGAAGAAGGUAGUAAACUUGGAGACUGCUCUGGGUUACAUGACCAAAGAGUUUGAGAGUGAAGUUUUAAAACUGCAGCAACACGCAAUGAUAGAGAACCAAGCGGGUCAGGUAGAAAUUGACAAGCUGCAGCACCUUCUUCAGAUGAAAGACAGGGAAAUGAAUCGUGUGAAGAAGCUGGCCAAGAACAUACUGGAUGAGAGAACAGAAGUGGAAAGAUUCUUUUUAGAUGCUCUACACCAAGUGAAGCAACAGAUCCUAAUUAGCAGGAAGCAUUAUAAGCAGAUAGCACAAGCUGCUUUCAAUUUAAAAAUGAGAGCAGCAUGUGCAGGAAGAACAGAAUAUCCCAAAAUCAGAACAUUUGAUGGCAGAGAGCACAGCACCAAUAGUGUGAAUCAGGAUCUUCUGGAGGCCGAAAAAUGGACACAUAUUGAAGGAAAUGUGGAUAUUGGAGAUUUGACCUGGGAGCAGAAGGAAAAAGUCUUGCGAUUGCUCUUUGCAAAAAUGAAUGGCUGUCCUUCUAGGAAAUACAACCAGAGUUCUAGGCCUCCAGUUCCAGACUAUGUUGUUUCUGACAAUGGGGAAACAAAGGAAUCUGGGGAUGAAAGUAAGCUUCAAGACAGAAUCUUCAUCACCCAGCAAAUUCCAGUAUCAGACUCUUCUGGUAAAGUGGUGCUACCCACUAUUCCAAAAGGACCUCAAGAGUCUGACACAGGAACCUUCUGAGAAGCAGUGAUUAUGACCCCACAGAUGCUGCUGGCAGGCCCUUCCUUGCAGAAUCCUUGCUCCUGAAUAUCUUUAAGAUAAUUUCUUAAGGGAAAAGACAAAAAUUUUAACUCAAAAGUUACCUGUUUGCCAUAGAAAUUGGUGUCUCCCCUGAAGGAGGAUCGAGAGCCGGUGAAUGAGAACAUUGGCAAAGGCACUGGAAUGGGGACAUUCACUCCCACCUAAAACAGAACAAAUCCGUGUCAUACCCUAAGGACAAAGGAACUCUCCAUUUAGAAGCACAACGGCAUCAGAGACCAGUUUUGAAUACCCACCUUCCACCCUGUCCUCUACCCCAUGAACUUUCAUUCCUGAGGAAGAAAUGGGGCAAUGUGGGAGGUCAUGGGGGCAAUCUUAAACCAAUGACUCACCAUUAUUUACUGUUUCCUCUUAGGAAACAGUAAAUAGAUAUAAGAAUCUCUUAAAAAUUCUGUUCACAAACCUGUCCGACAUCCACCAAGUGGGCAUAUUUCCGAGCAGUGGCUCCAUUGGUGGUGAAGAUGGCAGUUCCAUUUCCAUAUGGGUUGUUAUUUACAAUCUGGAUGGCUUCAUCCAAUGUUUCUGUCUCCAGAACCACAAGAACUGGACCAAAAAUCUCCUCUUUGUAACAGGUCAUAUUUGGCUGCCAGGAGUGAUGCAUCCAGAAAAGAAGUCAGCUUUUUGGAUUCUGAGUAUUUUACGCUUAUUUGGUACUUUCAUUUACUACACAUCAUUUACAUGGACAACUUUCAUAUUAGUAAUCUCUUUUCAUUUCAAAUCACCUAUUUUAAAAAAGUCCUCUCUUAACUGUGUUCCAUCUUCCAAGUUACCAAUCAUAUAAAAAACUUGGAAUUCCUAUCAACAAUAACCACACUUCCUCUAAGGGACUGUAUUUUUAGUUCAUGACCCAUCAUUAGCUUCCUUUUUAAUACCUGAACAACUUGUUUCAUCCAAUUGUUAUCAAAAAGUUACAUGAAAAUUUAUUUUUUAUAAAUCCAAUCUAUAUUAAAUAUACCAGGGUAAUUUUUCUCUUUAUAGAAACCCAAUGCUGUUUUCUAUAACAUAAACAAUCCAUUCUUAUUCACUCCUUUGCCUCCCAAAUAAGUCUGUAUGUUUAUAUUUUGAUAUCAGGUCAUAGACACUCAAAACAUCCUUCACCAUGCAAUUAAUGUUUGUUGCUGGUAAACGGAUUUUUCUGUAUGGUUCUGUGGCAAGAGAUUUCAUAAUUUCUACUGCACUUACAUUCAACACUUGAUGAUUCACUAUUAUACUAGGGCUAUAUGAAUUUCAAAAAACGCCUCAUUACCUCAAUUUUUAAGUCAUGUGAGCUGAGAGACUUUCAAAGUUUUGAUAAAUAAAAAUUGACAAGUCAA
Molecule: messenger RNA, 2998 nt
Organism: Piliocolobus tephrosceles (Ugandan red Colobus)
Lineage: Eukaryota; Metazoa; Chordata; Mammalia; Primates; Cercopithecidae
Gene: BBOF1
Product: basal body orientation factor 1
Exons: 12
Coding region: 330-1607 (425 amino acids)
Source: RefSeq, a predicted model, not a curated record